AUGCCGUGGCGUUCAUUAAUACGUUAUUUAUCAAAUAAUGAAGAAUUAAUUCGUCGCCUAUCUGAAUCCUAUCCUAUCCGACGAGCCGCACAAUUAGCAGCAUAUUAUUUUCAUGCAAGCAAAGAUAAAUUUAUUGAACAAAAAGACACAUGGUCAAAUUACAAAGAACUUCGGCGACAACAAGAAAAAACUCGCACAUCAUCAACAUCAUCAACAAGUACAACAACAAAAGCCACAACAAAAAAUAAAAAACCAUUUACAUAG
Rotaria socialis is the source of this 264-nucleotide messenger RNA. NCBI's taxonomy places the organism in Eukaryota, Metazoa, Rotifera, Eurotatoria, Philodinida, Philodinidae. The record is from the annotation of a GenBank genome assembly.